GUUGCGGUUUACGGCGUGGCGCCAUUUUAAGAGCGAGCGCAGCGCGGAGAGGAAGAAAAAGAAAUCAGCAGCGAAUCGGACUCACGAAUCCGCGGCGCCGCCUUUAGAUUAUAACCCGCGCUGGGAGCACCUUUAGUAACUGCGGGAGAUCGUUUUACCCCGGAGAACGGGAGAAUAGUUUGGAGAUUGGAUGCGGAGCUGAGGUGAACCAUGACUCAGUUUCUGCCCCCGAACCUGCUGGCCUUGUUUGCCCCGCGGGACCCCAUUCCUUUUCUACCGCAGCUGGGGAAGCUGCCCCAUGAAAAGCACCACAAUCAGCCGUACUCUGGGAUCGCCCCUUUCAUCAAGCACUUUGAGGACCCUAGAGAUGCCCCGCCACCUACAAGAGCCGAAACACGAGAGGAGAGGUUGGAAAGAAAGAGGCGUGAGAAAAUGGAGAGGCGGCAAACAGUAAUGGAAGCGGAGCUGAAGUUGUGGGAUCCUCACAAUGACCCAAAUGCUCAAGGAGAUGCAUUUAAGACCUUGUUUGUGGCUCGAAUUAAUUAUGAUACAACGGAGUCCAAGCUGCGUCGUGAGUUUGAGGUCUAUGGCCCCAUCAAACGAAUCUACAUCGUGUACAACAAGAGGACCGGAAAACCACGCGGUUACGCCUUCAUUGAGUAUGAACAUGAGCGGGACAUGCACUCUGCCUACAAGCACGCAGACGGUAAAAAGAUUGACGGGCGGAGAGUUCUCGUGGAUGUGGAGAGAGGUCGCACUGUGAAAGGGUGGCGCCCCCGUAGGCUUGGUGGAGGUCUGGGUGGUACCAGAAGGGGCGGUGCAGAUGUCAACAUCAAGCACUCGGGCAGAGAUGACACUUCACGAUAUGAUGAUCGACCUAUUGGGGGUGACCGAGACCGUGAGCGUGACCGCCGCGAGCGCAGCCGGGACCGUGACAGAGAAAAGGAACGUGGGGAGCGUCGUCGAUCUCGCUCCAGGGAGCGCCGCCGGCGCACCCGGUCCCGCGAGCGCGAGAGGGGGAUCGGGGCAGGCGGGGAGGAGGGCGCCAGCAACCGGCGCAGGGAGAGAGAACGGGAGAGACCGGAGGGAGAGGGCAAGAGCCGAGAGAGGAGCAGAGACCGCGACAGAGAGAGGGACCGCAAGAGGAGGAGCAGGAGCAGGGAGAGGAGGAGGGACAGAGAGAGGGGGAAAGGAGCCGAAGGAGGAGAGGAGGGUAUGGUGGGCAUGGCGGACGGCAUGGGAGAGGGAGGAGAGAGGGGCAUGGAGGACCCCAGCGGAGGAGAGCUGGGACGAGGUGAGGAAGGAGGUAUUGAGGGAGAGGAAAGAGGGAGGGACAGGGAUAGAGAGAGGGAUCGGGACAGGGACAGGAAGAGAAGUCACAGGGAUAAAGACAGGGACAGGGAUAGAGAGAGGAGGAGGGACCGGGACAGAGACCGCGAGCAUAAACGAGACCGGGGUGACCGUGAACGAGGAGAGCGACGGGAGGAUAGACAUGCCUCUCUGCUGCCACCUUCUGGAGAUCACGAAGGAUUGGGUAACGGAGGUGAAGAAGGGGAAGAAUCCAACCCGCCGCAGUCCGAAGAAGGCUUUCAGGACGGGAUGGGCAUGAUGAUGGACCAAGACUCCAUGCAGUCUGGAGAAGGUUAUGCAUCUAAUGAAAAUGGUUACAGGAUGGAGGCCCAGGGUGAUGAAUACUAAGUACGUUGGGGGUCGCAGUCCACACUCUAAAAGUAGAUGUGUUUAAAAACGUGCAGAGCUAGUUUCCCAGAGCCUGGUCAGGGCUCCGCCUGGACUGAAAGAUUUUCAGUGGUGAAUCACCAUUGCUGUCACAAUUCACACAUCAGCUUUGAGAGUGCGGCGUCUAUGAAUAUUUUUUUUGUAGUAGUCUAUCGCAAGAGUCAUUUCAAGGUAGGAUGUAUUUAAGAAUAUGUUGGCUGUUGAUCUGAAGACCUCACUACUAAUGUCUCCCCCAGCUGCUUCAUCGUGUACAGUUUGUUUUGCCUUUCUUACUAUGUGGAUCACUUUGCGCCGGCCCCUCCUCCAACCAGGGACAAAGAUGUGUUUUUAAUCAAGAAUAUGUUGCCAUAGGUUCACAAAUUGCUCUCUUUCCUUUUUUUUUGUAAUUAGCUUUAAUUGUUUCAGAAGAGUAUGAAUGCUCUGUGAACCUGUCCCUCUUGUGGCAUUUUUUU
Molecule: messenger RNA, 2189 nt
Organism: Colossoma macropomum (tambaqui)
Lineage: Eukaryota; Metazoa; Chordata; Actinopteri; Characiformes; Serrasalmidae
Gene: snrnp70
Product: small nuclear ribonucleoprotein 70 (U1)
Exons: 10
Coding region: 211-1698 (495 amino acids)
Biological process (GO): mRNA splicing, via spliceosome
Cellular component (GO): precatalytic spliceosome; U2-type prespliceosome; U1 snRNP
Molecular function (GO): U1 snRNA binding; mRNA binding
Source: RefSeq, a predicted model, not a curated record